AUGACGCAGACACCCAUGAUAUCUGUGCCUCUCAAGGCCACCAACGAGAUCGACUGGAUCACGCCGCUGAAGACCUACAUCAGAGACACAUACGGAGACGAUCCGGAGAGGUAUGCCGAAGAAUGCGCCACCUUGAACCGGUUGCGACAGGACAUGAGAGGGGCCGGGAAGGAUAGUACAGCUGGGAGGGAUCUGCUUUACCGGUACUACGGCCAGCUCGAGCUACUGGAUCUGCGCUUCCCCGUCGACGAGCAGCACAUCAAGAUCGCCUUUACCUGGUUCGAUGCUUUCACCCAUAAGUCGACAGCCCAAUACUCGCUAGCGUUUGAGAAGGCCUCCAUCAUCUUCAACAUCUCCGCCGUCCUAUCCUGCCAUGCCGCCUUCCAAGCCCGAUCCGAAGAGUCGGGUCUCAAGAUGGCCUACCACUCCUUCCAAGCCUCCGCCGGCAUGUUCACCUACAUCAACGAGAACUUCCUACACGCACCCUCGUCCGACCUGAGCAGAGAGACUGUCAAGACCCUCAUACAGAUAAUGCUCGCGCAGGCUCAAGAGGUGUUUCUGGAGAAGCAAGUUGCCGACGGGAAGAAGGUAGGGCUAUUGGCAAAGCUGUCCAGCCAAGCUGCAUAUCUAUACCAGCAAGCCCUCGAAGGUACUCAAGAGAAUGUCAACAAUGCCAUCUUCGAGAAGGUUUGGUUGCUCUUCACGCAAAUCAAAGCCAGCCUGAUGAGCUCGAACGCGCAGUACUACCAAGCCCUGGCUGAUGAAGAUGCGAAUUCAUAUGGCGUUGCCGUCGCAAGACUUGCGGCCGCCGAGGUACAGGCCAAGGAAGCAAAUAGGGUAGCCAUCAACUUUCCCAAUACGAUGCCACCAAGCGCAAACUUGGGCGCCGACACUGGACUUUUGUUAACCGAGAUUACGAAACGAAACCUGGCCACCAUUCAGGACAAGUUGAAAGGUCUGAUCAAGGACAACGACUACAUAUACCACCAGACAGUUCCCGCAGAGGCCAGUCUUGCUCCUGUACCAAAGCUACCCGCCGCCAAGCCUAUACCCGUGAAUGAGUUGUAUGCUGGCCAGGACAUCCAACGGAUAACAGGCCCGGAUUUGUUUUCGAAGAUAGUGCCUUUCGCAGUCACCGAGUCUGCGAGUCUGUAUGACGAAGAGAAGGCGAAACUGGUGCGCGCGGAGACCGAGCGGGUUGACCUGGCUAAUAGCGAAAUGGCUGCCAGCUUGGACUAUCUCAGGUUACCGGGCGCGCUGCAGGUGCUUAAAGGAGGUGUUGACCAGGAGAUUCUGCCGGACGAAGACUUUCGCACGUGGUGUGACGACGUUGCGGGACACGAGAAUCCGAUUUCAAUAUUUGACACAUUACGGAUAGAUAAAGAUGCGAUCGUGACCGUUCUGGACAGGAGCUCGAAGCAACUGGAUAUGGAAGAGAGCGUUUGCGAGAAAAUGCGGUCCAAAUACGAGAGUGAAUGGACUCAACAGCCCAGUACAAGACUCACCACUACUCUGAGGGGCAACAUCCGGAAUUACAAGGACGCGCUAGACGAAGCCGCCAAGAGUGAUGGGCAACUAUAUACGAAGUUUCGGCAUAACGAGCACGAUUUCGAAGAUAUGCGGAACGCGGCUCAGACGGGCGAAGUUGAUGCUCUCUUCCAAAGGGCUGUCAGCAAGGUCAGGUCGAAGUCGAGUAAUACGAACAGUCCAGCGGUUGAACAGCCUAAUCUGCUUGACGCCGAUUUCGAAGAUGGCAUGCCAAGUGUUGCGCAGCAGAUCAACCGCGUCGAGGACAUACUCAAGAAGCUGAAUCUGAUCAAGAGAGAGCGCAACCAAGUGCUGAAAGAUCUCAAGGAGAAGGCUCACAAUGACGAUAUCUCACAAAUCUUGAUCUUGAACAAGAAGUCAAUAGCAAAUUAUGAGAGCCAACUCUUCGAGUCCGAAUUGGAGAAAUUCCGGCCACAUCAAAAUCGGCUCCUGCAGGCAAAUCAUAAGCAGUCUUCCUUGAUGAAGGAGCUUACGGCAUCGUUCAACAGUCUCCUUCAAGAUAAGCGAGUGCGCUCGGAGCAAAGCAAGUAUGAGGCUAUUCAAAGGCAGAGGAGUUCUGUGGUCAACAGGUACAAGAGAGCAUACCAAGAAUUCUUGGAUCUCGAGUCCGGCUUGCAGAGCGCCAAGAACUGGUACACGGAGAUGAAGGAGACGGUGGACAGCCUCGAGAAGAAUGUCGAUACUUUUGUUAACAACAGACGAUCGGAAGGCGCUCAGCUGCUCAGCCAGAUUGAGCAAGAACUGGCUGCCAACAAGAGUUCCCAGGCCGAGGUUGAGCGUGAGCGACUGCGCGGCUUGAUGGAGCGGAUGUCCAUGGACCCCAAUGCAUCAACACCAUCUCCGAAUCCAGGGUCCAACCGUCAUACCCCAGCUCCUCUGUCCUUCAACAACAACACUCCACGCUACCCGCUGGCAAGCUUCGGUGGCCAAUACCAAGUCCCGAACUCGCCACCUCCAAACCAAGCCAAUUACCCCGGGUUUUCUAAUCCUCCGCCUAACAACCCCUACGCACUCGCACCGCAGCAGUCCUAUACACACAACCCGCAACAACACACCCAGCAGUUUGGUCAGACUGCGGCUUACAACCCCAGCAGUUGGGGACGCAACCCAGGCCCCGUGUCUCCACCGCCGACACAGACUAGUUUCGGACCUGGGGUUGGAGGUAGAGGGCCUGCUUCACCUCCGCCUAACCAGACCUCCUUUACCCCUAACCCCUAUAGCACCUACGGAAACCCACAGGCGCAGCAACAGCAACCACAGCAGCAACCACAGCAACAGCACUACGUACCUCCGGGCUUCGUACCACCCCCGCCUCCACCGGGGCCUCCGCCGCUAGGACCCCAGCAGACGAUGCAUUACUCUCAACAACAGGAGUACCCAUACGGCGGGGGCGGUCCGCCGCAAAGCGCAGCUCCCAGGUCUUCACAACCACAGCAGUCGGGGGACCCGUGGGCUGGACUGAAUGCUUGGAAGUAG
Molecule: messenger RNA, 3024 nt
Organism: Anthostomella pinea
Lineage: Eukaryota; Fungi; Ascomycota; Sordariomycetes; Xylariales; Xylariaceae
Source: the annotation of a GenBank genome assembly